Cyclopterus lumpus (lumpfish) is the source of this 3367-nucleotide messenger RNA. RefSeq names its product SH2 domain containing 3A (gene sh2d3a). Lineage: Eukaryota; Metazoa; Chordata; Actinopteri; Perciformes; Cyclopteridae. The coding region runs from base 312 to 2858 and encodes 848 amino acids. The record is from RefSeq and is a predicted model, not a curated record. Gene Ontology annotation, molecular function: guanyl-nucleotide exchange factor activity; phosphotyrosine residue binding. Gene Ontology annotation, biological process: small GTPase-mediated signal transduction; positive regulation of peptidyl-serine phosphorylation. The transcript is spliced from 19 exons.
CUGCCCUCUCCGCCUCCUGAGAGCUCUGGCUGAUUCCUGCGCUGUGAUUUGCUGUCGUCUGUGGGGCACCGAGUGCCCACCGCCACGAUGUGAUUGGCCUUUUGAGAGACCCUGCAGGUUUGAGGGGGAGCGGGGGCUCCCACAAUGAGAGAGUGAGAGACAGUUGCAACUCAGAUGAGAGCGGCUGCGAAAGGAGGAAGGAACCCCCGAGGGAAAGUGAGACGAAAAAGAGGCAUUAUGAGAUAGAAACAUUACGAGGAGCAAGAGAGGAGUGGAAUCCCAGUGGCCCUCGGUGGACCCUGCAAACAGACAUGAAUAAUCGCUCCAUCGCCUGGUGGCUGAAACAGAUCGGCCUGCCCCAGUACAUCAAGACACUAGAGGGAGAAUAUUAUGGUCUGGAGGGUUUGCUGAGUGUAACGGACGGAGAGCUGAAGGACUCAGGGGUCGAGGAUGCCACACACAGGGAGACCAUCCUCAAUCAACUGGCUGGACACCGGCAGAGACUGGAGCCGCACUCUGGUGUGCAAGUGGAGCGCCGGGUGAGCCGGAAGUACUCCCUGGGCUCUUCUGUCGAUCUGGUGAAGCCGAAGAAGGACCUGUUUCGUCACAGCAUGAUGCCCCGCCUCCAGCGCGCCGAUAAGAAGCACCGCCUCUCCGCCUCCUGCUCCCAGCUCCGCCCACUGAACGAGGACAAGGCUGUCAGCGAGGCAGAGCGCUGUCAGGACAGCAAACACAGCAAGAGGAGGAGUGUCAGCGCAUACCUCAGCCAGCUGAAGUUGUUCGGUGGUCGGAGAGACAUGGACUCAUUAAAGAAGGAGCUGGAGGAGGAGCUGAAGCUCAGCACCGAUGACCCCACGAGCCAUGCGUGGUACCACGGACCGCUGAGCCGAGAGGCUGCAGAGUCUUUGUUUGAGAGGGACGGAGACUUCCUGGUCCGAGACUCGAGCUCUUCCCCCGGCGACUACGUUUUAAGCUGCUUUUGGAAGGACGGGCCCAUGCACUUUAAGAUAAUACGAGUGAUCCUUCGUCCAAAAAAGGGCUACUCUCGGGAGCUGUUCCAGUUUGAGGAGGAUCGCUUCGACAACGUUCCCGCUCUGAUCCGGUUCUACGUGGGCGGGCGUCUUCCCAUCUCCCAGGCCUCUGGCGCCGUGAUCUUUCACCCAAUCACACGGACCCUUCCUCUGCGUGUCAUCGUCGAGCGACAUGGAGAGCCCACCAGCACCACUAGCAGCAGCAGUAGUAUUAGUAGUCGUAGUAAUGGUGGUGCGGGGAAAGAAAGACACACUCAAGCCAACCAAAGGCGCAGCUUCAGCUCUGCACACACCGACGCGCUGCACGUCAUCAACCCACUGCUAAGGAGUGGAAGUCAGCCUGCGAACUUGGAGAACGUCGGCCGUAGACCUUCGCUUCAGUCGGCGCAGUCUGACAGCAACCUACGAACAGGCGUCCCACAGAACACCCCUUCGAAGAACACUGACCCCGCCCCCAUCUCCCCCGUGUUUCGCACGGGCAGCGAACCGCUGCUGAGCCCUCGACCGCGACACACACGCCCCUCCCAUCCAGGUGGUGGUGUAACCUUGCGAGGUUCCGACGGACAGCUGCACCCCAGAGCUCCUCCGAAACCCUUCAGGGUCUCUACUUUGUUUGCCAAUAGCAUCCCUCCCCCGCCCACCGGCCGGGUCGUUGACCCCUCCUCUUUCUACGAUGAGCUGGUCAUCCAGGUGCCGCAGGCCCAGCGGAAAGGUCACGUGGACCGACUGCGCGCAGAGGAGAAGUGGCAGAGCCGCGCCCGCCUCACGGAGACUUCCUUCGGCUUCCUGGAGGCCCAGGAGAACGAGGCGUCAUCGCAGCCGCCGACGCUGCCGCAGAAGAGGACGGCGGAGGAAGCGGAAGACUGGCAUUUUGAAAAGCCACAGGUGGAGUCGGCCUCGUGUUUCCAGUUGGAUCAGUUUGAGUCGGUGCUCUUGCCGGAGAACAACCGGCCCCUAGAGCCCAGCGUCCUGCUGACGCUCAAAGAGUUGUUCAACCGCUCCAACGCCGACGUUACCGCUCUGCACAUGCUCAGUGUCGACUGCCAGGUAGCACGCAUUGUUGGGGUGACGGAGGAGCAGAAGACUAUUAUGGGAGUUGGAUCAGGGCUGGAGCUCGUGACUUUGCCACACGGACGCCAGUUACGGCAGGAUUUGUUAGAAAGGCAUCAUCUAAUAUCACUGGGAAUCGCAGUGGACAUCCUUGGCUGCACAGGGACUGUGAGCCAAAGGGCAACCGUUUUACACAAAUUAAUCCUAUUGGCUCAGGCCCUGAAAGAACACGCCCACAACCUCUACUCCUUCUCGGCUGUGAUGAAGGCUCUGGAGAUGCCUCAGAUAAUGCGACUGGAGAUGACGUGGCGAGCACUGAGGAGGAACCACACGGAGACGGCAGUUUUAUUUGAGAAGAAACUCAAACCCUUCAUGAACUUGCUGAGCGACGGAGACGACUCCGUGGUCCACGGCCCGCUCGCCGUGCCACACCUGGUUCCUCUGCUGAUGGCGAUGGAGGGCGACGACCCGGUGGAGAACAGCGAGCGAGGCUGCCAGCUUCUCUACGACGUCCUCCAGGCCGCUCGCAGUGCCGCGCUGCACGCGCACGACUAUCAGCAGCACGCGCAGUCUCUGCUCACAGGAAGCUGGGAGCCGGUCCCCGAGCUGCUCGAGGCUUUCCGCACAGAGUUUGCCCUGCGGCUGCUCUGGGGUCAGUCGGGGGCGGUGGCCGACAGAGAGGAGCGCUACGAGAAGUUCGACAAGAUCCUUCACGUGCUCUCCGAUAAACUGGAACCCGUGGAGAUGACCCCGCAACAACCCGACCCUCUGACCUGAGCCUGCAGGGUCCGUCUCGCCAAGCGAAAAAAAGGUGAAAGUCGGCACUUUUGACGAGGGGAACGAAAGAUGAUCACACGGAACAUAAAAGUUAUUUUAUGAGACGCGAGAGACUUUCAAGCUCGUCAAGUUUAACUUAUAAAGGAAUGAGUUGUGUGGUGAACGUGUGGGUCUUUUACUGUGAAAAGAGCUGCGUUGGAUUCACUUACAUGUGGGACGCAUCGGUUCACUUCUUGAAAUGUGCAUUUCUGAUACUCGGACACUGUUUUUAUCAAUACACACCACUCUCAUACUUGAGAUUCAAAAGUAUCGACGUGAACGCGACUAAAGAGUUUGUUCCCUUUGUGCACGAUCUGCUGCUGUGAGGAGACCACGCUGGGAAUUGUUUUUUUAUUUCAGUGUUUUCAACGCAAUAAAUAUCUUAAUUUUUGCAUGUAACAUUUCUCACAAAUGAAACUGUAAAGAAACAAAGCCGAGAUGUUGUGUGUUUUUUUCCUUUUCACUUUAUG